AGGAUGAAGAGGAACAAUUCAGCUGUUGUGAAUAAAAUUGUCCAUUCUUCACCAGCAGUAAAGCUGCCCAGACUUGAAUUUUAUUCUUCUCUCAACCAGACUCAGACAUACACUGUUCUAGACUGGGGGAGUUUGCCUCAUCAUGUCCUAUCAGGCAUUUUUCAGUAUCUUCCUUUAAUAGAUCAGGCUCAGGCAUCUUCUGUAUGUAGGAGAUGGAAUGAAGUUUUUCAUAUUCCUGAACUUUGGAGAAAAUUUGAAUUUGAAUUGAACUGUUCAGCCACUUCAUAUUUUAAGUCUACUCAUCCUGAUCUCAUUCAGCAGGUCAUCAAAAAGCAUUCUGCUCAUCUCCAGUAUGUCAGUUUUAAGGUUGAUAGUAGUGCUGAAUCAGCUGCAACUGCCUGUGAUAUACUUUCUAAGCUGGUGAAUUGUCCUAUCCAGACUCUGCGUUUAAUUUCAAUGGCAAAGCCAAGUUUCAUGAAAAUGUCAAAGUCUCACUUUGUGUCAGCACUUACAGUUGUUUUUGUCAACUCAAAAUCGUUAUCAUCAAUCAAAAUUGAAGACACACCAGUGGAUGAUCCUUCAUUAAAGAUUCUUGUGGCCAAUAAUAGUGAUACUUUAAGACUCCUAAAAAUGACCAGCUGUCCUAAUGUUUCAUCUGAUGGAAUCCUUUGUGUAGCUGAUCAUUGUCAAGGCCUUAGAGAAUUGGCAUUGGAUUAUUGCAUUCUAACUGAUGAACUUCUCCUAGCACUUUCAAGUAAGACCCAUGUUCACCUUGAACAUCUUCGAGUUGAUGUUGUGAAUGAAUAUCCUGGACAAAUCGAAUUUCAUUCUAUUAAAAAACAAAGUUGGGAUGCACUUAUUAAACACUCCCCUGGAGUGAAUGUUGUUAUGCAUUUCUUUUUAUAUGAAGAGGAAUUUGAGACAUUCUUCAAAGAAGAAACCCCUGUUACCCACCUUUAUGUUGGUCGUUCAGUGAGCAAAGCAGUUUUAGGACGAAUAGGUCUUAACUGUCCACGACUGAUUGAGUUAGUUCUGUCUGCUAAUAGUUUGCAAAUGCUUGAUGAUGAACUUAUUUGUAUUGGUGAAUACUGUAGAAACUUAAGAGCCUUGGGCCUCAGUGCAUGUGAAGUUAGCUGCAGUGCAUUCAUUCAGUUUGUAAAACUGUGUGGGAGAAAGCUAACCCACCUCUCUGUAAUGGAGGAAGUUUUGAUCCCUGAUGCUCAUUAUAACUUCAAUGAAAUCCACACAGAAGUCUCCAAACAUCUGGGGAAAAUGUGGUUCCCAGAAGGGAUGCCUCUGUGGUGA
Messenger RNA from Sorex araneus (European shrew), 1305 nucleotides. It is a transcript of the gene FBXL21P, whose product is annotated as Putative F-box/LRR-repeat protein 21. Gene Ontology annotation, biological process: G2/M transition of mitotic cell cycle; SCF-dependent proteasomal ubiquitin-dependent protein catabolic process; regulation of cell cycle. NCBI's taxonomy places the organism in Eukaryota, Metazoa, Chordata, Mammalia, Eulipotyphla, Soricidae. The transcript has 4 exons. Bases 4 to 1305 code for a protein of 433 amino acids. Gene Ontology annotation, cellular component: SCF ubiquitin ligase complex; nucleus; cytosol. The record is from RefSeq and is a predicted model, not a curated record. Gene Ontology annotation, molecular function: protein binding.